Messenger RNA from Pygocentrus nattereri (red-bellied piranha), 4190 nucleotides. RefSeq names its product mucin-2-like. NCBI's taxonomy places the organism in Eukaryota, Metazoa, Chordata, Actinopteri, Characiformes, Serrasalmidae. The record is from RefSeq and is a predicted model, not a curated record. The coding region runs from base 78 to 3878 and encodes 1266 amino acids. The transcript has 3 exons.
CAUCAACAUCAGAAACCUCAACACUAACAACAAGAGAAACAACAACUACACCUUCAGCAUCAGACACACCAACAGUAAUGACAACAUAUGAAACAACUACACCUUCAAUAUCAGAUACCUCAACAGUAAUGACCACAGAUACAACCACUACACAUUUAACAUCAGACACCCCGACUGUAAUGACAGCACAUACCACUACACCUACAACAUCAGACAUCUCAACAGUAACAACAACACAUACAACCACUACACCUUCAAUAGCAGACAGCCCAACAGUAAUGACAAUUUAUGAAACAACUACACCUUCAAUAUCAGACACCCCAACAGUCAUGACCACAGAUACAACCACUACACCUUUAACAUCAGACACUGUGACUGUAAUGACAACACAUACCACUGCACCUUCAACAUCAGACACUUUGACAAUCACUACAACAGAUACAACAACUACAUCUUCAACAUCAGGAACCCCGACAGUAAUGACCACUGAUACAACCACAAAACCUUUAUCAUCAGACACCCCGACAAUAAUAACAAUAGAUACAACUACUUCACCUUCAACAUCAGACACCUCAACAGUAACAACAACAGAUACAACAACAACACCUUCAACAUCAGACACUUCAACAAUAAUAACAACAGAUACAACAACGACAUCAUCAACAUCAGAAACCUCAACACUAACAACAAGAGAAACAACCACUACACCUUCAGCAUCAGACACACCAACAGUAAUGACAACAUAUGAAACAACUACACCUUCAACAUCAGACACCUCAACAGUAAUGACCACAGAUACAACCACUACACAUUUAACAUCAGACACCCCGACUGUAAUGACAGCACAUACCACUACACCUACAACAUCAGACAUCUCAACAGUAACAACAACAGAUACAACCACUACACCUUCAAUAUCAGACAGCCCAACAGUAAUGACAAUUUAUGAAACAACUACACCUUCAACAUCAGACACCCCAACAGUCAUGACCACAGAUACAACGACUACACCUUUAACAUCAGACACCGUGACUGUAAUGACAACAAACACCACUGCACCUUCAACAUCAGACACUUUGACAAUCACAACAACAGAUACAACAACUACAUCUUCAACAUCAGACACCCUGACAGUAAUGACCACUGAUACAACCACAAAACCUUUAUCAUCAGACAGCCCGACAAUAAUAAUAGAUACAACUACUUCACCUUCAACAUCAGACACCUCAACAGUAACAACAACAGAUACAACAACAACACCUUCAACAUCAGACACCUCAACAAUAAUAACAACAGAUACAACAACGACAUCAUCAACAUCAGAAACCUCAACACUAACAACAAGAGAAACAACAACUACACCUUCAGCAUCAGACACACCAACAGUAAUGACAACAUAUGAAACAACUACACCUUCAACAUCAGACACCUCAACAGUAAUGACCACAGAUACAACCACUACACAUUUAACAUCAGACACCCCGACUGUAAUGACAGCACAUACCACUACACCUACAACAUCAGACAUCUCAACAGUAACAACAACAGAUACAACCACUACACCUUCAAUAUCAGACAGCCCAACAGUAAUGACAAUAUAUGAAACAACUACACCUUCAAUAUCAGACACCCCAACAGUCAUGACCACAGAUACAACCACUACACCUUUAACAUCAGACACCGUGACUGUAAUGACAACACAUACCACUGCACCUUCAACAUCAGACACUUUGACAAUCACUACAACAGUUACAACAACUACAUCUUCAACAUCAGGAACCCCGACAGUAAUUACCACUGAUACAACCACAAAACCUUUAUCAUCAGACACCCCGACAGUAAUAACAAUAGAUACAACCACUUCACCUUCAACAUCAGACACCUCAACAGUUAUAACAACAGAUACAACAACAACACCUUCAAUAUCAGACACCUCAACAGUAAUAACAACAGAUACAACAACGAUACCUUCAACAUCAGACACCUCAAGAGUAAUAACAACAGAUACAACAACAUCUGCAACAUCAGACACCUCAACAGUAAUAACAGCAGAUACAUCAACGACACCAUCUACAUCAGACACCUCAACAGUAAUAACAACAGAUACAACAACACCAUCAACAUCAGACACCUCAACAGUAAUGACCACAGAUACAAUCACUACACCAUCAACAUCAGACACAUCAACAGUAAUGACAACAUAUGAAACAACUGCACCUGCAACAUCAGAGACCCCGACAGUAAUGACCACAGAUACAACCACUACACCUUUAACAUCAGACACCCUGACUGUAAUGACAACAGAUACGACCACCUCAUCUUCAACAUUAGACACCUCAACAGUCAUGAACACAGACACAACCACUACACCUUCAACAUCAGUCACUUUAACAAUCAUAACAACAGAUACCACAACUACAUCUUCAACAUCAGACAGCCCGACGAUCAUGAAAACAGAUACAACGACCUCACCUUCGACAUUAGACAACUCGACUGUAAUUAGAACAGAUACCACUACACCUUCAACAUCAGACACCUCGACAUUCAAGACAACAGAAACAACCACAACACUUUCAACAUCAGACACAUUGACAGUAACGACAACAGAUACAACAACUACACCUUCAACAUCAGACACCCCGACGGUCAUAACAAUGGAUACAACAACUACACGUUCAACGUCAGACAUCUCAACAUUCAUGAAAACAGAUACAAUGACACCUUCAAAAUCAGACAGCUCAACAGUCAUGACAACAGAUACAACAACUGCACCUUCAACAUCAGACACCCUGACAGUCAUAACAACAGAUACGACCAACUCACCUUCAACAUUAGACACUUUGACAAUCAUAACAACAGAUACAAAAACUACAUCUUCAACAUCAGACAUCCCAACAGUCAUGAAAACAGAUACAACCACCUCACCUUUAACAUUAGACACCUCGACUGUAAUUACAACAGAUACCACAAUACCUUCAACAUCAGACACCUCAACAGACAUGACAACACAUACAACAACUAUAUUUUCAACAUUAGGCACCUCGACAGUCAUGACAACGGAAACAACUAAUUUAUCUUCAACAUCAGACACCCCGACGGUCAUAAAAACGGAUACAACAACUACACCUUCAACAUCAGAUACCUCGACAUUCAUGACAACAGAUACAACUACAUCUUCAACAUCAGACAGCUCGACAGUCAUGACAACAGAUACAACGACACCUUCAACAUCAGAAACAUUGGCAGUAAUGACAACAGAUACAAAAGCUACAUCUUCAACAUUAGACACCUCAACAAUCAUGACAACAGAUACAACAACUACACAUUUAAGAUCAGAAACCCCAACAGUUAUAACAGGCACAACAACUACACCUUCAACAUCAGACACCUCGACAGUCAUGACAACAGAUACAACCACUACAACUUCCACAUCAGACAUCUCCACAGUCAUAAAAACAGAUGUAACCAACUCACCUUCAACAUCAGACGCCUCGACGGUCAGAACAACAGAUACAACAACUACGUCUUCAACAUCCGACACCCCGGUGGGCGUAACAACAGAUGCAAUAACUAUACCUUCAACAUCAAAUACCUCGACAGUCAUGACAACAACUUCAACCACAAAAUCUUCAACAUCAGACACGCCAGCAGUGAUGACAACAGGUGCAACGAUGACAUCUUCAACAUCAGAUACUUCGACAGUCAUAUCAACAGACUUUACAGCAGUUGCAGCAGCAAUAGUCAAGAUGAGAUCAUUUACUGAACUGAGCAAUGAUACAAUCAUAGUCUUCAUAGAAGAGUUGGCAAGAGAGAUUCAGGCCCGAGUUAAUGGAACCAUUAAGAUUACUGUGAAGAGGAUAACGAAAGUAGCACCCUGACGAUCACUUUUGUGGCAACCCCAGCGUCCAACAGUGCUCAUCUGCAUGCAUAACUAAGAAAAGCUUGAAGAAUAGUUGUACUAAGGGUGGUGUUUGGGAUUGAUUUUGUAGAAUGGCAAGAUCAACAGUCAUCAAGUGAGCAGAUAGAGAAGUCUGCUCUUUGCUGUCUGUUUCCAUGAAAUCGAUUACAAUCAACAAAGGUGGUACUGACUCCUCACACCCCGCCUCGCCUCCAGGCUUUUAUUCUACUGCUCUGUUUUAAAACAUUCGGUUAUGAAAAGAAACAAAUACCAACUUUUCACCUGGAGGAAC